Messenger RNA from Colletotrichum chrysophilum, 2085 nucleotides. RefSeq lists its product as uncharacterized. The transcript has 2 exons. NCBI's taxonomy places the organism in Eukaryota, Fungi, Ascomycota, Sordariomycetes, Glomerellales, Glomerellaceae. The coding region runs from base 1 to 2085 and encodes 694 amino acids. The record is from RefSeq and is a predicted model, not a curated record.
AUGCAGCUAUUCUCACUCCUGGCCGUCGCCGUGACGGUCGGCGCCUCUACUUUGACGCCUCCCGUUCUUCCGCUGAUUGUUCGCAACCCGUACCUCAGCACUUGGUUGGGCAACGCCCGCGAUGCGCCUUGGGAACAUUGGCCCAUGUUCUGGACCGGGAGCAGCGGGUCUUCGGCGCCGGUCAAAAUCGUCCUUUCGUUUCUGUCCCCAAUCACGCCCACGUCAACCUUCCGCCAAUCCGUACCUGCUGCGUAUCUGACAAUCCAUGCCGAGGGGUCCUUCGAUAUCAACAUCUACACGGAUUUGAAUGGCGAGUGGGUGAGCGGCAACCGGGACAACAAGAUUGUCUGGGACCUCCUCAAGCCCCAGGGCGCCAAGCAGCAAGGUGCGGUCCUGAAGACCUGGCAGGUCUCAAGGCAAACACAACAACUUCUUACCGAGUUCGCCGACCACGCAGAAUGGGGAACGCUGCAUUUCACUGGCCCCGCCGACGUCUACCACCAAUCAGGGACGUCUGGAAUCCUGCGACAGCACUUUGCGACCAAAGGCAAUUUGAAGAACGAGGUAGAUACUUUGUACCGGAAGAUCAUGGACGAGGAGCCGGUGUUUGCCUUUGCCAAGCCAUUCCACCUGAGUAACAACACGCGGGCCGGUCUUUCAUCGACAGACAGCGUGUUGUUCACUUUCGCCCUUGUUCAAGAUCCAGUUGUCCAGUUUGCAGCCGCCAGAGGGUUGACGCAGAUGAGGCCUCUGUGGUCUUUCUACUUUGCAACCUCACCCGAGCUGAUCCAAUACCACUAUGAUGACUUUGCCGUCGCCAACCUACUGGCAAGAAACUAUUCGGACCAGCUGGCCGUUGACGCUUUUGCCUCCGGCUCCCAGGACUACCAAGACAUUGCUGCGCUGUCUGCCCGCCAAGUCCUCGGUGCAACCCAGUUCUCAGGAACUCCUGAUGACCCCAUCCUGUUCCUAAAGGAAAUAUCUUCAAACGGGAACUUCCAGACUGUAGACGUCAUCUUCCCAGCAUUCCCAUUCUUCCUGUACACGAAUCCUCGCUGGCUUGCUUACCUUCUCGAACCUCUUUUGGAACAUCAACUGAGCGGCCAAUACCCGAAUGACUACAGUAUGCAUGAUUUGGGUUCCCAUUUCCCCAAUGCUACUGGACACCCCGAUGGCAAAGAUGAGUACAUGCCCGUGGAGGAGUGCGGAAACAUGCUCAUCAUGGGUUUGGCCCUUGUCAACGCCUUCAAGUACGACACGCAGCCGGCGUUCAUCCAGUCCGUUGAUAGUCUUGCUGGUCCACUAACGUUGUUGGACCCCAAGAACUCCGGCGGGCGACCUUUGGCGCUGUCUCCCGAUGUCUAUGGCAUGGAUCGUUCAUCAGCUGUCACUGCCUUCAGAGGAGCCAAGGAGGCUGAAAAGUGGGUGUCCAGGUCUUACGAACUUUGGACCAAGUGGACGGGAUAUCUCGUUCGCGAGUCGCUCAUCCCAGCCAACCAGCUCUGCACUGAUGAUUUUGCCGGCUGGCUUGCCAAUCAAACAAACCUCGCCUUGAAAGGCAUCAUUGGGAUCAAGGCCAUGGCUGAGAUCGCCGACGUCUUGGGGAAGACGGAUGACUCCAAGUACUACUCGGACAUCGCCAGCGACUACAUUGAACAAUGGCAAGGCUUCGGAAUCUCAAGAGACGGCUCCCACGCCAAGCUGGCGUACACGUGGUACGGCUCUUGGACGACCAUCUACAACCUCUACGCAGACUCUCUGCUUUGCUUCCACUUGCCAGAACGAAAGGCGGCAUUACGGGGUGGACGUAUCGCAGAGUGGUUGCAAAGGACCUUGGGUAUGGGCUCUCAGACGUCUUUCAUCCCGGACAAGGUCUACAGCAUGCAGAGCAACUGGUACCAUGCGGUUCUGCAGCAUUACGGCCUUCCGCUGGACAGCCGUCAUCUGUAUACGAAGAGCGACUGGCAAUUCUUCGCCGCGGCCGUCACAAGCAAGAAAACUCGCACUGAGAUACUUCAGAGUAUCGCAGGAUGGGUCAACGAGACGACAACUGGUAAGAGGGCAGUAUUUGAUGACCGAGCCUGA